GAAGGUUCAAUUUGGUGACAACUGCGAGCUGUUCGGCGGUUUUUCAAAAAAAGAAAACGAUCCGAACUGUUCGGCGGAAGAAGCUUGAGUCUACAGUUUGUGGUUUCCUGAGCCAUAUAUGAAAGCAAGAACAUGGAAACACCUGAAGUGGACUUUCUGAGAGAUCAAGUUCAGCGAUUAAAUGCUGUGCUCAGUCAAUAUCAAGCAGAGCAGCUGCCCAGAUCUUCUGGUGUUCAGGUUCGGCAUUUAGGUGAACAUGAUCCUCCAGCACCCUGGCUCAUAGACAAGUGCCUCAUGGCACCUCUUAUAGCAGAAUAUGACAAGCAGAUACAGAAAAUGAGUGAACAGUUGGAUUGUCACCAUAUUCAUAUGAAUGAAAUGAAGUUAAAGCUUGAGAAUGUUGUACAAGAAAAUGAAAGGCUGCAUGCAGAGUUACAGGAGACCAUUGAAAAACGGUUGGAGUCCCUGCCUUCUGAUGCAGAUAUUGUUGAUGUUGACUUUAUGGAAGGUGAAGUGGUGAGAAACCUAAAGGAACAAUUACGUCUAGCCAAUAGGGAAAAAGACCUAGCCUUGGAGUUAUGGCAGUCAGUUUCCCAAGCUUUAGAUCGAAUGCAACAGAUGUAUCAAGAUCAUGUGUCAGAGACUCAGAAUCAUGCCUUUGACCAACAACAAUGGAAUGAACAGUUGGCCCACUUUCGACAACUUAAUCAGCAGCUUCAAGUGGCCAAUCAAAACUUGAAACUGACUAAUCAGCAAGUUAUGAAUACGGUGACUGAGCAGAAUUCGGAACUGGACCAGCAUCACAAAGAAUUGAGGAAAGCAAAGCUGGAUUUGCGAACGGCAACUUUGAAAGUGGAAGAAAUGAACAAAAUGAUGCAAAGGAUGCAAGAAGACAUGCAGAGAAAUGUGGAGCAAACUGCAGCUGCCCUAGGGAGAGAGGAAGCCUCAGAUAAACGAUUGCAACAAUUACAAUCUGCUAUAAGCCAGUUCGAAGCCAGACUCCGUGUAGCUGCACAAGAUUCAGAACAGUUGCGAAAAGAGAGAAUUUCUCUUGAAAUGCAAAUUGGUGAACUUCAGGAAAAAUGUGCAAAGAUGGAGGAAGAGAAAUAUGAGGCAAUAGCCAAGGUUCGGGACAGCAUGCAACUCCUUGAAGAAGCAAACUUACAGAAAGACCAGGUUUUACUACGUGAAAAACAAAAGGAUGAGGAAGUGGCAAAAAUGAAGGAAGCCAUGGUGCAGCUUGUUCAAGAAGCUGCAGUUCGGACAAGAAAGGAGGUUGAAAAUGUUAGGAAACAGAGCAACGUACAGAUUGCCCGUUUAGCUGAGGAACUGUCUGAUAUGCAAAUGAUCUGUGGCGAUAGACAAGGACAAAUUGAAAGGAUCAUAAGGGAGAAGCGAGCUCUAGAAGAGGAACUUGAAAAGCUUUAUCGCAAUGGCGCAGGCACUGAAGAAGAUCACAAGAAAAUUGAUGAAUUGCACCAGCGAUGUCUUAAUGCAGAACGUUCAAAAGAUGACCUCCAGAUUAGUUUACAAACAACACAAAACAAAAUCAAGAAACUUGAAAUGAGUUAUGAGGAGGAAAUGUCCCGUUACCAAGAAAUGGUUCGAAAACUGCAGAGUAAUCUGGAGUCUGUUCGUGGAGACUGUGACACCGUCAGUGAGGAGCUUCUGAGAUUACAGAAUGAGAAUGAGCAACUUCGUAAAGAGAUGGAAGAACAGAAGAAAACUCGUCUGGAUAUACAAAGAAAAGCCAGACAGCAGGUAGCAACCCUGGAACAUGAGUUGUCCCUAAAAGAACAUGGGUUUGAAAUCCAGCUAAGAGAACUAGAGGAUGCCAAUCGGAAUUCAACCAGUGAGCUGAAACGUUUAUUAACAGCACAGCAAAAAGCAACCAAUCGGUGGAGAGAUGAAGCCAGAAAACUAACUGAAACCUUCGAGGCUAAACAGAACAAACUGAAGACUGAACUAACCCGACAGAAACAGCGUUGCCAGGAGUUAGUUUGCCAGAUGGAGCUUACACAUGAGAAAAUAACAGAGUAUGAAAGACAAAUAUUGGAAAAUCAGGAAAAAACUAACAGACUUCAAAGGCGCCUGACUCAUUCAGAACACAGGGCAGCUACAGCCUCUGAAAAGCUCAGUAGAGUGACAACAGAGAGAAGAAAAACUGAUGCGAUGUUGGAUUUGGAAUGCAUUUUAAACCCUUGAGUACUUGAAAAUAUUCAUCUAUCUCUCAGCGUCCUAUUACGACUGGACAUCCAGUUCAUGAAAUGUACAAAUAAAUUCAUGAUUGCAUUUCAAAAUGUUGUUUACUUACAUGAAAUACCUCUUGAACAACUUUCCUAACAGCUGAUGAGUGAUUUUUACCACAAGAUUGGUGCCUCUUGCUUUAAUCUACAGUAAACUUUUUUUUAAAAAUCUGUAAAUGAAUUUUUACCAAGCAAAAUGUUUUAAUCUGAUGUAUUUCUGCCUGUCUUGUGAUUUCAGUCUUGUGAUCAUUUGCCUUGGUAUGUCUGCACUCAGCUUUCACAUCAGAUCAUUUUUAAUACCUGCAGAAAUGUGCAACUACAGUGCCUUGAAAAACUUUCAAAAAUUCACCAAAUUAAAGUCAUCAUGUUUAACCUGAGAAAGAAAUAAUCAUGCAAGUCUUUACAAUCUUAAAAGCUCCCUCAGAAAUUUUGCUUCUUGCUGUCACAAGUCUCCAUUACAAUUUUUGACAUCACCUUGAUUUGCAGCUCUGUAACUUUUGGAGGAUACAUUUGUAAAAAUAAGUUUUU
This is a messenger RNA of Rhincodon typus (whale shark), 2774 nucleotides long. It is a transcript of the gene sclt1, whose product is annotated as sodium channel and clathrin linker 1. Lineage: Eukaryota; Metazoa; Chordata; Chondrichthyes; Orectolobiformes; Rhincodontidae. The record is from RefSeq and is a predicted model, not a curated record. Bases 133 to 2205 code for a protein of 690 amino acids. Gene Ontology annotation, biological process: cilium assembly; clustering of voltage-gated sodium channels. The transcript has 22 exons. Gene Ontology annotation, cellular component: centriole.